AGCUGUCAGACAGAACACAUUUUCGAAACUGUAGGUGUCUCACUGACAAUUCUACUUCAUUAAAUUCAAUGUGGGCUUGAAUAUUACGAGUUUAUAGUGGAGUAUGUAAAAAAUUCCAGUCCCCCGAUUUCCGUCAAUAUUUCAGUGUCGUGAAUUGUCCACCCUCAGUUCAACAUGACUGUCGGCCAAGAUGCCUUUGCCACCAUGAGCAAGAAUGAUUACACCUGGCCCUAUCCGAAACCGCUCACAAGCAGACCAUCUCAGCCACCUCAGAGAACAAAACCCAACAAUUACUAUGUCGCCAAAUUGGUUGAACCAUACUGCCACUGCGAUGCCCACUUGUACGAUCCUCAAAUGGGCAGGUACAGAAUGCUGGCAAAAAAGGAAAACAUGCUCUACAAGGAGCUGGAGGAGCUCAACAAUCAAAUGGCACUACUAUCUGGAGAAGUGCUGGACCACCCUUGCGACACGGAUGAUGUCAAAAUGGAAACCAUAUACCAAACCGAUUACACCAAACGAGGACUGAAUUUGGUGAAAUAUAGGAAGUUGCAAGCUGACAUAGACUCACCUGUAGGUGUUCCAGUGAAAACUGAAGCUAUAGGCAUAGGUCAAGGAUAUAGAGAUCCCCAUAUCUUCAGAUAUCACGCUUUUCCAAGACCAGCAAUUGACGUGUGUCCUACUGUUACUUUCACGAGGACUCCAACAUUGGUUGAUGAAUGGUUUGCGCCUAGAACAGGGAUGUCGGAAUAUCAAGACACUAUAGCCAAGACAGGAUUGGGGAUAAUAAAAAGUAGGCAGCAGUACAGCGAACCAUUACCUUCAUCCAGACGAAGACAUGGAGAUCCCUGUCUUUAAUAGUUGGAAAAGGAAUAUCUAAAUGAAUCGAGUCAUAAAAAGUCUGUUCUUUCCUCUCCACAAACGCGGUUUUAUCAUCGAUAAAAAUGCGAUACUCAUAAAGUAAAAUUGGCGAAGUAACUAUUCAAAACAGAUCAGUGUUCCCUUCUGGACGUGUAUUUUUGGACGAGGUAGUGAUGGCUCUCUCAAAAACCGCAGGGGAAUUUAGUUUUCGAGGGGGUUUUUAUUUCCUCGCUCAAAAGUAUAAAUUAAAUUCGGAAAGUACAUGUAUUUACGAAAGCCUGAUUCUUGUCCACCUCGGGGUAAUCUUUUUCUUACUCUGUAGUCUGUAUUUUCUGAACCCGUCAUUUGUCAUACAAACAACAUAACCUCAAAAAUAUUUUAGACAUUUCUAAAUAAUUAUAAUUUGUUAUAAAUAAAUUUCACCUCUAACGAU
This is a messenger RNA of Coccinella septempunctata (seven-spotted ladybird), 1291 nucleotides long. RefSeq lists its product as uncharacterized. The transcript has a single exon. NCBI's taxonomy places the organism in Eukaryota, Metazoa, Arthropoda, Insecta, Coleoptera, Coccinellidae. Bases 175 to 855 code for a protein of 226 amino acids. The record is from RefSeq and is a predicted model, not a curated record.